Aptenodytes forsteri (emperor penguin) is the source of this 2904-nucleotide messenger RNA. It is a transcript of the gene NFS1, whose product is annotated as NFS1, cysteine desulfurase. The coding region runs from base 23 to 1168 and encodes 381 amino acids. Lineage: Eukaryota; Metazoa; Chordata; Aves; Sphenisciformes; Spheniscidae. The record is from RefSeq and is a predicted model, not a curated record. Gene Ontology annotation, cellular component: mitochondrion; nucleus; cytosol. The transcript has 11 exons. Gene Ontology annotation, biological process: [2Fe-2S] cluster assembly. Gene Ontology annotation, molecular function: cysteine desulfurase activity; pyridoxal phosphate binding.
GGAUCCCAGAGUCCUGGACAGCAUGCUCCCGUACCUGAUGGCCUACUAUGGCAACCCCCACUCCAGGACCCAUGCCUAUGGCUGGGAGAGCGAGGCCGCCGUGGAGAAGGCGAGGCGGCAAGUUGCUGAUUUAAUAGGAGCUGAUUCAAGGGAAAUUAUAUUUACCAGUGGUGCAACAGAAUCAAAUAAUAUGGCAAUUAAGGGUGUUGCAAGGUUCUAUAAAUCCAGAAAAAAGCAUAUCAUUACUACGCAAACAGAGCACAAGUGCGUGUUGGAUUCUUGCCGUUCCUUGGAGACAGAAGGUUUUCGGGUCACGUAUCUACCUGUUAAAAAAAAUGGGCUCAUAGAUUUGAAGGAGUUGGAGGCUGCGUUCCAGCCAGAUACAAGUUUGGUUUCUGUAAUGACUGUGAAUAAUGAAAUAGGAGUAAAGCAGCCAAUUCAUGACAUUGGUGAGAUCUGCCGCGCACAUAAGGUUUUCUUCCACACAGAUGCCGCACAAGCAAUUGGUAAAAUUCCUAUGGAUGUCAACAACAUGAAAAUUGAUCUAAUGAGCAUCAGUGGCCAUAAAAUUUAUGGGCCCAAAGGGGUUGGUGCUAUCUAUGUUCGCCGUCGACCGCGCGUCAGGCUAGAACCCCUGCAAAGUGGGGGAGGCCAGGAGAGAGGACUGCGGUCUGGAACUGUGCCCACUCCUUUAGCAGUGGGCCUGGGGGCAGCAUGUGAAGUGGCACAGCAAGAGAUGGAGUAUGACCAUAAGCGAAUCUCACAACUGGCAGAGCGACUGGUUACAAAAAUAAUGAGUGAAGUUCCUGAUGUGGUUAUGAACGGCGAUAGAGAGCAUCGCUAUCCAGGAUGCAUCAAUUUAUCUUUUGCGUAUGUGGAAGGGGAGAGUCUUCUGAUGGCUCUGAAAGAUGUGGCUCUGUCUUCAGGAAGUGCUUGCACGUCAGCUUCUCUGGAGCCUUCCUAUGUUUUGCGGGCAAUCGGAACAGAUGAAGACUUGGCCCACUCAUCUAUAAGAUUUGGCAUUGGUCGUUUCACUACAGAGGAAGAAGUAGAUUAUACAGUGCAGAAGUGCAUACAGCAUGUUAAGAGGCUGAGGGAAAUGAGCCCCCUCUGGGAAAUGGUGCAGGAUGGAAUUGACCUCAAAAGCAUUAAGUGGACUCAGCACUGAGAAAACAUUGCUAUCCGUGGACUAGAUGUGGAUGUGGAUUAAAAUGCAUUUUCUGUACAUUCCUGAACAAAUUAUGCAGCACUUCUGUUUUUUGACACUUGCAAUUUGACUGGAAAACUACACUUUCUGAUCACAAAGUCUAAGAAGCAAAAAAUGAAACUAGUCUUUAUCCUGGAGAAAGGCAGGAUGAUAUAACAUCCAUUGCAUUUAUAUUGACACACAGAAAUUUAUGCUAAAACAGAAUUUAUUUGGACAUGUAUUUGCUAAUAAGAAAAUGAAAUCAGUGUGUUACUCCUGGGCCAGUGGAAUCCUGCUGAGAGGUUGUUGCCUCUCAGUGUAAAACAUCCCGUGUAGCUGUUCUGUUUGCAGCACAGACCUCUUGCCAGGCCUCCCAUUCUUUCUGUUUGAGACGGGCAUCCUGCAACAGCAGCUGUUUUUGUGCUGCUCAGAUGCAUUGUACUGCGAGAAGUUCUCAGAUAGGAAGAAGCUUGGCAUUUCUAGAGGAAAAGGAUGCCUCAGCGUGGCUAUGUGCCUUCACUGUUAAGUUGUACGUGCAGUUAAGAACAAUUUUUUUUCUGAAACUGAGUAUUUUUGGCUCUUUUUCCUUGGUUUUAUCUUUUUUUGGGUGAUGCUUGUACAGACCAGUGUGUGCUAAUCCAAACCACCCUUCUGUGUUACAGAGUUUAUGAUACAAUGAUUAUGCACUUUGCUGUCCCCUGCACUGUGUUUUUUCCAUGCAAUUUUUUUCUAAGUAAGGAAAGAAAACUUGAAUGACUGGGGGAGGCGGGUAGGCAGAACAUGUCAGCUUCAGUUGCAGUAUGAGUUUAGUUGGAACGUGAGUGGUGGAGGUGGUGGGGAGAGCAGAUAAAGUGCAAUGUCUUAAUGCAGUCUGGGUUUUUUUCCUCCCGUUGUGAUGAGUCCUUUGCUGUUACUCAGAGUUUGCCUAUGGGCGGUUGGCUUCUGUCACUUUAGGGAGUCUAGCCCAGUUGAGCCUGGAUGUUUUGUCUGGAGAUAAGAACAUGCGGCUCUGGAGUUUUCUCUGCGCAACAGACUGUACUUCUGCCUGACUAGAGACUUACAUGGGAAUCCGUUCCCUGCAAAUGCUGGGGGAAAGUGUCUGUUAAAAAGGGUUUGAUGAGACUAAUUCAGUGUUUCUCCUUCUUAACUUUGUUGAUCUUUCCAGUACAAAACUUAACCCCGUAUUACAAAGUGCCUUUGUUUCAGUUGCAUAAGCAGACAGCUCUCGAAUUAGUUUUGUUGAUUGAUGGAUGCCGUAUUAGCUGCUGAAUUUAAUAUACCCUAUAGAUAGUACGUCUUCAGUUCUGGAUGGUAUCUGCCUCGAGGAUGAACCAUGUAAUGUAAAAGCUGAAGCUAAAUCUCACAAGGCGGAUUGUGUUACAGAAGCUUGUUCUUUUUUUUGUUACCAAGGACAGAUUUGGUCAUUUGUAAUGCAAAGCUAAUCCUCAGUUGUUCUAUUUGAAAUUAUUAGCUUUAGUGGUUUUAAUAUUGUAGGGCUGGCACCUUAUAUUUCAUCACAACAUUUUUAAAACUACCAUAUGCAUAAAUAGGUUUUAGAGAUGGUGUAUAUACUAUUGUAUGUACUAUUUAUCCUUGGGCCAUAUGUGUUUUCUGGAUUAAGCAUGUAAUAACACUCUCCCAGCAUGUUUUCUAACUAUAUGUUUAUGAAGUUGUUACUUUGUGUUUCAUGGAUAAUAAAAUAUAGAUAAGACUUAAAC